This is a messenger RNA of Clarias gariepinus (North African catfish), 850 nucleotides long. RefSeq lists its product as uncharacterized. The transcript is spliced from 7 exons. The record is from RefSeq and is a predicted model, not a curated record. NCBI's taxonomy places the organism in Eukaryota, Metazoa, Chordata, Actinopteri, Siluriformes, Clariidae. The coding region runs from base 109 to 600 and encodes 163 amino acids.
CUGUCUGCAAAGCUGAUCUGAAAUGGCCUUUAUUUUACGAUGUAGCCCACACAAGAAGACCAGCAGCAUUCUGGUGGACAGCCUGUGACUCUGUGCAGCGGAAAAGAAAUGUUUCAUCACUUCUUGGUUCAUGCAGCUUUUCAGAGCAGCAGGUGGCUUCCACGUGACCAACGUCUGAAAUUCCAAAUAGUUCUCUUUAUUUUUGUAGUACUGUUAAUGACACCCCAGCUUUACAUAUUGACAAGGCCAAAGUCUUCCCGGUACUGUGAAAAGCCACUUUUGAACAACCUUAUAGCGCUUAUUGUGUUUUCAGUCAUGGCUACCGGUUUAGCAGUAACCCUUACGCUCACUGACCCUGUGCCCAAGAGUAUCAGGGCAGCUUAUCAUACAUUUGGAGUGCUUUCAUUCACCCAGGGACUUUGUACCAUCAUUCUGACCUUCAGUGCUCCUCAGUGUGAGAAUACCACACCUGAGCUAUAUCUCUUUUCAUUGGUAUUUUCAUGGGCUUGUAUCAUAUCAACAGUGUUCUUCGUGAUAAGAGGCUGUCUUAUGAUCUUCCACAGAACAUAUCCAAACUGGUUCAGGGAAACCUGCCUCUAGACUGGCUGUGAGAGCCACUGUCCAGCUCACUACCUUAUGCGGCCCCAUGUAUUAUUCAGCGCCUCCUGUUAAAUUUGAGAUGGUGUCUUCAGCUAAGCUUGUUCAGCUCCUGUUACAGCUCUUGAUAUUGCUUUACAGUGCUGAUUAUACGAACAAUUUAAAAACUGAGAGAUUUCAACACAAGCAACUGAAGUAAAUGUCAAUUCUUAUGUGCUAUACAGUGCAUGGUAAAUUUCAUACAGUAUGUAAU